Molecule: messenger RNA, 771 nt
Organism: Merops nubicus (carmine bee-eater)
Lineage: Eukaryota; Metazoa; Chordata; Aves; Coraciiformes; Meropidae
Product: integrin beta-2-like
Exons: 5
Biological process (GO): integrin-mediated signaling pathway; cell-matrix adhesion; cell adhesion mediated by integrin
Cellular component (GO): focal adhesion; integrin complex; cell surface
Molecular function (GO): amyloid-beta binding; integrin binding
Source: RefSeq, a predicted model, not a curated record
AUGCUUUUUGUCUUGCAGAAGAUGUCCCGCGACGGCUGCUCCUGGCUGCUGGCAGUGACCUGGGCGCCGCUGCUGGUGAUGACAGCCUUUGCCAUGGAGUGCCCCAAGAUCAAGGUGGGGACGUGCAAGGACUGCAUCCAGUCUGGUCCUGGAUGUGCCUGGUGCAAGGAACCGAGCUUCACCAAAGCCGGUGAGCCAGACUCCAUCCGCUGCGACACCAUCGAGGAGCUGCAGCAGAGGGGAUGCCCGCACAACCAGAUUGAGUUUCCAGUCAACAACAUUACAAGAACACGGGACAGUCCGUUAAGCAGUGACAUACAACUGACUCCCCAGGAGGUGCACCUGAAACUGAGGAUAGGCCAGCCUGCUGUGUUCGAGGUGAAGUUUCGCCGUGCUGUGGGGUACCCCAUUGAUCUCUACUACCUCAUGGACCUCUCCUACUCCAUGCUGGAUGACCUGGAGAAGGUGAAGAAGCUGGGAGGGGAGCUGCUGAGGGCGCUGGAGAGCACCACCCCUUCUCGACGCAUAGGGUUUGGCUCCUUCGUGGACAAGACGGUGCUGCCCUUCGUGAACACGCACCCUGAGAAGCUGCAGAACCCCUGUCCCAACAAGGACACGCAGUGCCAGCCCCCCUUCGCCUACAAGCAUAUCCUCUCACUGACCGACGACGCCAAGAAGUUCGAGAGCGAAGUGGGGAAGCAGUUCAUCUCGGGGAACCUCGACGCCCCGGAGGGCGGGCUGGACGCCAUGAUGCAGGCGGCGGUGUGUGGG